AUGAAUACGGAGAAGGCGGCGAAGUUUCCCGCGGGAUCUCAGCUGCGAGUACUGGAUCUGAACUACGGCGCCGUGCGCAGCGUCAAGGCAGGAGCAUUCUCCACCCUGCGUCAGCUCGCCUUCGUCGGUCUCUGCGACAACCGACUCUCCCAGAAGGCGCUCGACGAGCUAGUGAGCGAGUUGCCGCUAGGUGUCGCUGAGCUGCUCGUCGGUGGCAACGACCUGGGGGAAGUGAAGGAGCGGCAGUUCAGUCGGCUCGCGAACCUAGAAACGCUUGACCUGCACCGCAACGCGCUCGUCUCUCUACCCGCCUGCGCCUUCUGUGGUCUCGACGAGUUAAGCGCCAUCUAUCUGCAAGGAAACGAGUUCCGACGCGUGCCGUCGGCGGCGCUGCAGUCGACGAAGCGUCUGCGACUGCUCAAUUUGUCGCACAACCCGCUGUGUCGCAUCGACGCCGUCGACUUCGCCGGCCUGCGUCGGAUGCAGUCGCUGCUGUUGCUAGGCUGCUGCGCUCCAAACGUCACCAUCGAUGACAACCCAGCAAGCUGCAUGCCCAACCUCACGUCAGUGCACAUCUCCACGGGAAAGUUCCCGCUGUCGCCCGCCGGCUCAGCGACGACGGAGUGCGAGGCGGCCGAGCAUUACGCGACGUCUUGCGACGACGGGGGCGGCACCGUCGGCGGGGUCACAGGCGGAGCGGGGAGCGGCCCGAGAGAUACGGCAGGAGCGAAGAGCGCUGUGUUAGUCGUGUUGCUUACGUUUGCGCGCGUCGUAUAUUCCACAUGAUACUGUAUAAGCGCCAUUUUAUGUAUAGAUUAUGUAAACUACGCCGCUUACAAUGUGAUGGUACCGUACUGGCUCGUUCUUAUAUAUACAUUUGCGUUUGUCACACGACUUAGUCUAUUAUGUAUUUAUCAUAUCUACUAGUUCGUUUAUUAUAUAUUUAUCAUAUCUGCGAGUUCGUAUAUUAUAUAUUUAUAAUA
Molecule: messenger RNA, 983 nt
Organism: Priapulus caudatus
Lineage: Eukaryota; Metazoa; Priapulida; Priapulimorpha; Priapulimorphida; Priapulidae
Product: leucine-rich repeat neuronal protein 1-like
Exons: 2
Coding region: 1-786 (261 amino acids)
Molecular function (GO): protein binding
Source: RefSeq, a predicted model, not a curated record